Molecule: messenger RNA, 1857 nt
Organism: Prunus armeniaca (apricot)
Lineage: Eukaryota; Viridiplantae; Streptophyta; Magnoliopsida; Rosales; Rosaceae
Source: the annotation of a GenBank genome assembly
AUGCUACUUUGGGUGCACGCAAACCAAGAUCCUGGUUCGGUCCAAAUGGGCAGUAUAUCAGAGAGCUACCUUGCCCAAGUUGCCGAGGGAGGGGCUAUACUCCCUGUUCAGAAUGUGGGCAUAAUGACUUGUCGUCAGUGCUCGGGAGAUUGUGUCAUAUGGGAAGAGUCAAUUGAUGAACGACCAUGGGAGAAAGCCCGCUCAAUUUCUCCUCUCAAAAUGAAGGAAGAUGAUGAAGUUGACAAUUUAGACAUAAAGCUGGAUGUGAAGAAAAAAUCAAAGCGAGUAUACCAGUCACCACCUCCUGAAGUCGGACUGAAGAUCAGCCGGUCUCUAAAAAGUUUGAAUGCCAAGACUGGUCUAUUUAGUAAGCGAAUGAAAAUCAUCCAUCGUGAUCCCAUGCUUCAUGCACAAAGAGUGGCUGCAAUUAAGAAAGCCAAGGGAACUGCUGCAGCAAGAAAGCGUGCUUCUGAAGCUUUAAAAGUUUUCUUUAGUGACCCAGAAAACCGUCGCAAAAGGAGCAUUGCAAUGAAGGGAGUGAAAUUUUAUUGCAGACACUGUGGACGUGAGGGGCAUAGGAGACACUACUGUCCAGAACUGAAAAGUAUUUUGAUAAAUAGGCAGUUCGUGUGUGGCGUUUGUGGGGAAAAAGGCCAUAACAGAAGAACCUGUCCAAAGUCAAGGUUGAGCAGCCACAAAAGCGCAGUUAGAAGACUUCACCAUUGCAAGAUAUGUGGUCAAAGAGGCCAUAAUAGCAGGACAUGCCCUAAACUGAUAGGGGUAAAGUCUAGUGUUGAUAUAAAGAAAGGCUUUCACAGUUCUGGUCGCAGAGGAGCAUACAAGUGCAAAAAAGGUCGUCUUCACCCCGAGCGCCCUACCCCAAAAUUCCGUGACUCAAGCCUCCUUUCCCGAAAUCCACACUCUUCCCUACCCACCCUCCUAGAGUUUCUGGUCCAAACAAACACAGCCAUGGCUAUGCAAAGCGGAAUAGGGUUUUCCAAGAUCCUGAUCUUAGCUGGAGCAGGGUAUACUAGCACCGUCCUGCUUAAGAAUGGUAAAUUAUCUGACUUGAUCGGUGAACUUCAGUCUUUGUUGAAUGGAACCGGAGAACAAUCAGAAGGUGACUUUGAUGCGAUCGCAUCACAGGUGCGCCGACUGGCAGCUGAGGUCCGGCAACUUGGCUCGUCACGACAGAUAACCGUCCUGAAUGGGAAUGGCAGCCAAAUUGGUUUGACAUCACUAAUAAUGCCAGCAGCUACCUUGGGGGCAUUGGGUUAUGGUUACAUGUGGUGGAAGGGUCUAAAAUUCUCAGAUCUUAUGUAUGUGACGAAGCGUAGUAUGACUGCUGCUGUUUCAAACUUGCAUAAACAUCUGGAGAGUGUGACAGAGGCUAUUGCUAACACAAAGAAGCACCUGACACAGAGAGUCCAGAAUUUGGAUGAUAAAUUGCUGGAGCAGAAAGAUAUCUCAAAGUCGAUUCUGGAGAAUGUUGGUGAUACGAAAGGAAGUAUUGAGGAACUUUACGUUACCGUGACUGAGUUGCAAAGCGCGCUUACUGGUUUGGAUUACAAGCUAGGUUCCAUUUCAGAAAAGCAGGAUGUUUCAAAUCUUGGUCUUUUCUACCUCGUCAACUUUGUUGAGGGGAAACAAGUUGAAAUGCCUCAGCAGACGAAACUUAAACUUACUGGGAAUCCACGUGGUCGUUUAGUGACAUAUUCGGAAACUCAGAGUCUGAUGGGUCUAAAAGAAAUUGCGGAGUCUUUGUCUGGAACUUUGAAUAAGUCAACUGAUGCUAUUGUGCAAGACGAUAUUGAAGGUCCAGGAAUGAAACCGAGAAACCUGCUGAGGUUUGAAUAA